AUGAUACCAAACGAUGCGUUUCUGCACAAUCAGGGACCACUAGCGCGUGUGUGGCUCGCUGCACACUGGGAGCGCAAGCUUAGCAAGACCCAGUUCUUGCAGACAUCUAUCCCUUCCAACGUCGAUAUGAUUGUGGACGAGGAUGAGGGGCAGAUUGCGCUCCGCCUCAGCGGUCAGCUCCUGCUGGGAUUCGCGCGCAUAUACUCCCGCAAGGCCAAGUACCUCCAGGAUGACUGCUCGGACAUGCUCCUGCGCAUCAAGGUGGCCUUUCGUGGCUCGGCUGUGAUUGACCUCUCGCAAGAACAACUGCAUGUCUCGCGCGCUGCCAUCACACUGCCGGACAUGUUCUCGCCCAUGGACCUCCUGAUGCCUGAGCCGACACUGAGCGACUGGGGCAUUGGCUCUCGGCCACGUCAUAUGGCACGUCAUGCCGACAUCACGCUCCCAGACACGCAUUAUGAAAUGCAGGACGAAGAAGACGAACAUAUACCCCUCGGUCCAGACGGCUCGAUUUUGGGCAUGUCUGUGCAAGGCUUUGACUUGGGUCUUGUGGAUGAAAGCACGCCAUCGCGUGCGGUGCCGCCGCCCAAACGCGCUCGUCGAGAGACGCAGCGGCGGUCAGACGUCACGCGGCAUACACUGCCAGACUUGGACGACUCGUUCGAAAGCGUGGGUGUCGCGCGUCGUGCGCCGUCGACCGAAGCAGCUGCGAUGUCUGAGCAUGUGCAGGCUCUGGUUGGUGAUGUGAAUCUUAGUGCGGAUUUGUCGCUGGAGCCUCUAGCACCGAUGGACAUGAGCGGCGCGGCCGACGUGACGACGGACACGGUGGGCUUUGAUGUGCCUGACGUCCCGAUGGCUGGCACGCCGCCACCCGUGCCAUCCGUGUAUGCGGCUCCGCGUGCUCCGAGCACACCUUCUCGCCACUUGACGCUGGACGACGUGGCACAUGCCGAACUCAACCCACACACUAUGGCUAGACUGCGUACGGCCGCACAGCAACAGGCAGCUUCGAGCGCCAAAGCACCACGAAAACGGCCUAUUCAGGACGACGUAACGGAGAUCUUCCCUGCGCGCGCGCGCUCGCUCCAGGCUCGCGCCGCGUCUGUGGCGCGCACGAUGAACAAGGAGUCGCAUGAGCAGCACUGCCUUCCUGCGUCGCGCGUUCAGCUCGCAGCUAUGGCAGACCAAGCCCGCGGCGCGAAAACAGCGGUACCUCGGGGCCUUGAUAUGGCGUGGGGUGCGGCCGUCGAAGGCUUGGAUGCCAACAUGACAUGGGACGCGCGGCGUGCAUGGCUCGCGACACAGGCAUUUGCGCGUGAAAGCGAGAUGCAGCUUUGGCUUCAUGCGAUUCACGAGCAGGCCCAGGCGCUGAACAUGGACGAGGAAGCGUUCCCGAUGGAAGUUGGUCGCCGUGCACCGGACGCGCCGCCUGCCUGGCCCGACGUGAUGGACAUGGAUGUGUCCGACGUAUCCAAGCCGGCUGAGGGCUUCGACGUGUCGGAUGUGUCGCAUGUGCCGCUCGAUGAUAUGCCGCUCCCCGACGUGCCCAACAUGGAAGAGGAGCCAGCUGAGCCGCCUGCGCCCCGGCGGUCAUCGCGUCGCCAACAUACGAGGGAGGACGAGGAAGACCGUGGGCGUCUCGCGCCCCUCUCGCGCAUGUCGACGCCCGAGUAUGAUGGCAACGACGAGGUGCAAGUGGAUGUGCCGGCCUCCAACCCCCUUGUCGCGUUUGACUCGCGCGCGCCCGACACGUCGGUGCACGGCGACACGAUCCGGACGAAGCGCGCAGCGCAUGUCCUGCGUACGCAGAUGGGCGAGUCGGACACCGUUUCGUUCCGCGCGCUCUCUGCGAAUGCGACGCGACGAGCGGCGGCAGGUUUCUUUUUCGAGAUGCUCGUACUUGGCACGCGCGACUGUGUGCAGCUCAAGCAGGAUACGCCGUACGGCGACAUUGGCGUGCGUGCCAAGCCAGCGUUGCAAGGUAUAUAG
Molecule: messenger RNA, 1989 nt
Organism: Malassezia restricta
Lineage: Eukaryota; Fungi; Basidiomycota; Malasseziomycetes; Malasseziales; Malasseziaceae
Product: cohesin complex subunit SCC1
Exons: 1
Coding region: 1-1989 (662 amino acids)
Biological process (GO): mitotic sister chromatid cohesion; replication-born double-strand break repair via sister chromatid exchange; synaptonemal complex assembly
Cellular component (GO): cohesin complex; synaptonemal complex
Molecular function (GO): protein binding; chromatin binding
Source: RefSeq, a predicted model, not a curated record